AUGUGGUGGGAUGAUGAGGUGCGGGUGGAAGUUGAAUCAAAGAAGAAAGCAUGGUUAGAUUUACUAGCAACUGAAACUGGUAAUUCUGGUGGUAUGAAUGAUGAGAUUGAAAGAAAAAAGGCAGAAUUUAGACGUCUAAAUAAGAGAGUAAAAGAAGUAGUUGAAAGGAAAAAGAAAGAAAGAACGGAUAAGAAUGAUAGAAGGAUAUCUGAUAAUUUCCAGGCUAAUAUAAAAAUGUUUUGGAAACUCGUAAGAACUGCCAGGGGAAAUACAAAACAGCCUAUAAUUAAUGCUAUAAGAGACGAGAAUUGA
Messenger RNA from Parnassius apollo (apollo), 312 nucleotides. Lineage: Eukaryota; Metazoa; Arthropoda; Insecta; Lepidoptera; Papilionidae. The record is from the annotation of a GenBank genome assembly.